AUGCGUUUGGAAUUCGACCGAUUCACCUCUGUCUGUUUGCUCCUUUCAAACUCCACCUCUGUACCUCAUUCUCUUCCUUUCUUCCUUCCUUUCUUCCUUUCCUUUUUUUACUUCGCUCUUUUUCUUCCUUUCAAAAUCUUUAUCUCUGGCUCAUUCUCUUCUUUCCUUCUUUUCUUUUCUUUCUUUUCCUUCCUUCCUUCCUUCCUUCCUUCCUUCCUUCCUUUCUCUUUUCCUUCCCAUUCUUCCUUAGUUUCUUCCUUCCCUCCCUAUCUUUUUCCUUCUUUCUUCCUUCCCCACUUUCCUUAUAGUCUCUGUCCCUUUUCUCCUUUCAAACUCUUCCUCUCUACCUUAUUCUCUUGUUUCCUUCCUGCCUUCCUCCCCCUUCCUUCCUUCCUUCCUCUCCUUUCCUUCCUUCCUUCAUCUCCUUCUUUCCUUCCUUCCUCUCCUUUCCUUCCUUCCUUCCUUCGUUUCCUUUCCUUCCUUCCUUCCUUCCUUCCACUGCUUUCCUUCCUUCCUUCUUUCCUCUCCUUCUUUCCUUCCUUCCUCUCCUUUUCCUUCCUUCCUUCCUUCCUUCCUUCCUCCUUCCUUCCUUCCUUCCUUCCUCUUCCUUCCUUCCUUCCUUCCUCUCCUUUCCUUCCUUCCUUCCUUCCUUCCUUCCUUCCUUCCUUCCUUCCUUCCUUCCUCUGCUUCUUUGCUUCCUUCCUCGUCUUUCCUUCCUUCCUCUCCUUUCCUUCUUUCCUUCCUUCCUUCCUCUCCUUCCUUCCUUCUUUCCUUCCUUCCCCCCCUCCUUUCCUUCCUUCCUUCCUUCCUUCCUCUCCUUUCCUUCCUUCCUUCCUUCCUUCCUUCCUUCCUCUGCUUUCCUUCCUUCCUUCUUUCCUCUCCUUCUUUUCCUUCCUUCCUCUCCUUUCCUUCUUUCCUUCCUUCCUCUCCUUCCUUCCUUCCUUCCUCUCACCUUUCCUUCCUUCCUUCCUUCCUUCCUUCCUUCCUUCCUUCCUCUGCUUUACUUCCUUCCUUCCUCUUCUUUCCUUCCUUCCUCUCCUUUUCUUCUUUCCUUCCUUCCUUCCUUCCUCUCCUUCCUUCCUUCUUUCCUUCCUUCCCCUCCUUUCCUUCCUUCCUUCCUUCCUUCCUUCCUCACCUUUUCCUUCCUUCCUUCCUUCCUUCCUUCCUUCCUUCCUUCCUUCCCUCUGCUUUACUUCCUUCCUUCCUCUUCUUUCCUUCCUUCCUCUCCUUUCCUUCUUUCCUUCCUUCCUUCCUCUCCUUCCUUCCUUCCUUCUUUCCUUCCUUCCCCUCCUUUCCUUCCUUCCUUUCCACCCUCACGUCAUCCUAUUGAAACGAGAUAAAACAAAUCAUAUUUUUCUUUUUCUUUCUCUCUUACCUUAUCUCUCUUUCAUUCUCUUUCGUUACAACUUUCUCUCUUACCUUAUCCCUCUUUCUUUCUUUCUCUUUCGUCCCUACUUUCUCUCUUACCUUAUAUUUCUUUCUUUCUUUCUUUCUUUUUCGUUCCUACUUUCUCUCUUACCUUAUCCCUCUUUCUUUCUUUCUCUUUCUUUCCUAAUUUCUCUCUUACCUUAUCUCUCUUUCUUUCUUUCUUUCUUUCUUUCUUUCUUUCUCGUUCCUAUUUUCUCUCUUACCUUAUCCCUCUUUCUUUUUUUCUUUCUUUCUUUCUUUCUUUCUUUCUUUCUUUCUUUCUCUUUCGUCCUUACUUUCUCUCUUACCUUAUCUCUCUUUCUUUCUUUCUUUCUUUCUACUUUCUCCCUUACUUUAUCUCUCUUUCUUACUUUCUCCCUUACUUUAUCUCCCUUUCUUACUUUCUCUUUCGUUCCUACUUUUCUUGAUGUUUAUCCCCGUUCUUCUUCUUCUUCUUCUUUUCUUCUUCUUCUUCUUCUUCUUCUUCUUCUUCUUCUUCUUUAUUAUUAUUAUUUGCAAAAUAUACAGGGUGCCACAAAAUACGUCCAGCGUAUACCUCCAAGAAAUACCUCCCACAUAAUGGUACAUGCUAGUUAG
Acanthosepion pharaonis is the source of this 2004-nucleotide messenger RNA. Lineage: Eukaryota; Metazoa; Mollusca; Cephalopoda; Sepiida; Sepiidae. The record is from the annotation of a GenBank genome assembly.